Penicillium malachiteum is the source of this 489-nucleotide messenger RNA. RefSeq names its product 60S ribosomal protein uL5. The transcript has 3 exons. Gene Ontology annotation, molecular function: structural constituent of ribosome; RNA binding. Gene Ontology annotation, cellular component: cytosolic large ribosomal subunit; ribosome. The record is from RefSeq and is a predicted model, not a curated record. The coding region runs from base 1 to 489 and encodes 162 amino acids. Lineage: Eukaryota; Fungi; Ascomycota; Eurotiomycetes; Eurotiales; Aspergillaceae. Gene Ontology annotation, biological process: translation.
AUGUCGGACGCCAAGGACAAGAGCGCCAACCCCAUGCGCGAGAUGCGCAUCCAGAAGCUCGUGCUGAACAUCUCCGUCGGCGAGUCUGGUGACAGACUGACCCGUGCCGCUAAGGUUCUGGAGCAGCUGAGCGGUCAGACCCCCGUCUACUCCAAGGCCCGUUACACCGUCCGUACCUUCGGUAUCCGUCGUAACGAGAAGAUCUCCGUCCACGUCACCGUCCGUGGCCCCAAGGCUGAGGAGAUUCUCGAGCGUGGCCUCAAGGUCAAGGAGUACGAGCUCCGCAAGCGCAACUUCUCGGAGACCGGUAACUUCGGAUUCGGUAUCUCCGAGCACAUCGAUCUGGGUAUCAAGUACGACCCCGGUAUUGGUAUCUACGGAAUGGACUUCUACGUUUGCAUGACCCGCCCUGGUGAGCGUGUUGCUAAGCGUCGCCGCUGCAAGUCCUCCAUUGGUGUUAACCACAAGAGUAAGCAAUGCCUCUGUUGA